AUAGAUAAGAGUGGAAAAAGCUUAUCUGUCUCUCUUCUUGUCGCUCUGCAUCAGCGAGAUGAUGAGGUCACUGAGGAGUACGGGACGGCGCCUGAAAAAGCCAGCGAUGAAAACGGGAAUUUGCUCAGAGUCAUCGGAAUCAGGUUCUUCUUCGUCUGUCAUGAUGGAUUUCAAAUAUAUAUGUGGUAGAUGUUCUUCUUCUCUUUGCUCUCAAAACCCUCUGUUUUGCUCUCAAAACCCUCUGUUUUGCUCUCAAAACCCUCUGUUUUGCUCUCAAAACCCUCUGUUUUGCUCUCCUAAAAACCCUCUGUUUUUCUCUCCUAAAAACGUCAAUGGCAUCAAUGGCCUCUUCUAUUUUGUUCUCCUCUAACCCAAAAGCAGUUGCCUUGUUCUCCUCUAAACCAAAACCGUUUGUUUUGUUCUCCUCUAAACCAAAACAAAUUGCUAUGUUCUCUUCAAAGCCAAAACCCAAACCACUUGCUUUGUUCUCCUCUCCUUUGUUCUCCAGACCAAAAAAAGCCUCAUCUUUGUUCUCCUCAGAGCCAAAGGCAUCUGAUCUACUCAGCUCACCACAACCAGGCUUCUCCUUUGACACAUUUGUGGAUGCUUUGCUCACAAAAGUCUACAUGCCUACUCACAUGGUCAAGUAUAAGCAUUGGGUUAACUUGGCUGCCCAAUGCUUGAUGGAUCUUGGAGUUUCUUGUGAAGCAGACUUGAGUGAAGAGAGGAUGGAGAACAAAAGCUGUGUCUUCUCUCUUACCAACCAAUCAGCUCAACUCUACUUCUUAGAGAAAGAUUUAGUCUACAUGGAAGGUCAAGAGUUGGUAGAGGAGGUGGCUUACUUCCAUCUGGGGGAGAAGAAAGAUGAGAAGAAUGAGGAAAACAAAUGGGAGACAUUGGUUCACCAUGGUGUCAUCCUGCCUCCUCUUUACAAGAAGCACAAUGUUCCUCUUCUCUAUGGAGGUGACUCAGUUGUGCUUAGCUUGGAGCAAGAAGAAGUGGCAACCCUGUAUGCUUCUAUGUUGAAGACACAUCCUCACAUGGUUGAGAAACAACCCUUCAAAGACAACUUCUGGAGAGAUUGGGGAGCCUUACUGGAAGGAAGUGUGGUGAAGGAUCUCAAGCUCUGCGAUUUCAAGCUAAUCACUACCUGGAUCGAAGCGGAAAAGAAAAAGAAGAUGGGAAACCGCGGCCACGCUCUUAAAGAGCUUGAGGAUAAAUGCAGUUGGGCUUUGGUUGAUGGUGUCCAAGUCAGGACUCUUAACUUUAAGAUUGAGCCUCCCAGUCUCUUCAUUGGACGUGGUGAUCAACACCCAAAGAUGGGUUCAGUUCAGAGGAGGAUAUGCCCCUCUGACAUCACCAUCAACAUUAGCAAGUAUGUUCCAGUUCCUCAUUGUCGAACUCGAAUCCCUGGAGGCACUUGGAAAAAAGUUGAACAUAAGGAGAAAUUUGCUUGGCUAGCUUCAUGGGAAGAUCCCAUCAGACCAAGGAAGCUCAAGUACACAACCUGGGAAGCUAGUAGCAAUGGUGAGAACUGAGAAGGAGCACCAGACCAAUGAAUAAUGAUAUUUAGCUUGUCUUUUUGCAUCUUUUGUCCCCUGAUAUGGGAAAUAAGUACUCUCUGAAUCAUAUGUAGCAAUGGUGAGAACUGAGAAGGAGCCCUAGACCAAUGAAUAAUGAUAUUUAGCUUGUAUUUUUGCAUCUUUUGUCCCCUGAUAUGGGAAAUAAGUACUCUCUGAAUCAUAUGAUGACUUUUGGUUUUGCAA
Molecule: messenger RNA, 1766 nt
Organism: Camelina sativa (false flax)
Lineage: Eukaryota; Viridiplantae; Streptophyta; Magnoliopsida; Brassicales; Brassicaceae
Product: DNA topoisomerase 1 beta
Biological process (GO): DNA topological change; DNA replication; chromosome segregation
Cellular component (GO): chromosome; nucleolus
Molecular function (GO): DNA topoisomerase type I (single strand cut, ATP-independent) activity; DNA binding
Source: RefSeq, a predicted model, not a curated record